Messenger RNA from Acinonyx jubatus (cheetah), 2536 nucleotides. RefSeq names its product general transcription factor IIE subunit 1 (gene GTF2E1). The transcript has 5 exons. Lineage: Eukaryota; Metazoa; Chordata; Mammalia; Carnivora; Felidae. Gene Ontology annotation, cellular component: transcription factor TFIIE complex. The coding region runs from base 187 to 1503 and encodes 438 amino acids. The record is from RefSeq and is a predicted model, not a curated record. Gene Ontology annotation, biological process: transcription initiation at RNA polymerase II promoter; transcription open complex formation at RNA polymerase II promoter.
GCGCCGAGUGUGGCCCCAGGACUCACCUGGCACAGUCCGAGGGAAUUUAGGGGCUCGGGGGCUCUCAGCGGGGAGGAGUGAACAUUACAGAACCGAGCUCAGAACCGAGCUCGUGGAGGGCAGCCGGUUGCAGUUUUUGCGGUGAUUAUGCCGCUUUAUGUACGAAGUUGAAGUUUGCUGCUAAAGAUGGCAGACCCAGAUGUCCUCACCGAGGUUCCUGCAGCAUUGAAGAGGCUAGCCAAGUACGUGAUCCGGGGGUUUUAUGGCAUUGAGCAUGCUUUGGCCUUGGACAUCUUGAUCCGGAACCCCUGUGUGAAAGAGGAGGAUAUGUUGGAGCUGCUCAAGUUUGAUCGGAAGCAACUUCGAUCAGUUUUGAAUAAUUUAAAGGGAGAUAAGUUCAUCAAAUGCAGAAUGAGGGUAGAGACUGCUGCAGAUGGGAAAACCACUCGCCAUAACUACUACUUUAUUAAUUAUCGUACUCUUGUUAACGUGGUAAAAUAUAAAUUGGACCACAUGAGAAGGAGGAUUGAAACUGAUGAGAGAGAUUCCACCAACCGGGCUUCCUUCAAAUGUCCUGUCUGUAGUAGUACUUUUACGGACUUAGAAGCUAAUCAGCUCUUUGAUCCUAUGACAGGAACUUUCCGCUGUACUUUUUGCCAUACAGAGGUAGAAGAAGAUGAAUCAGCAAUGCCCAAAAAAGAUGCACGCACACUUUUGGCAAGAUUUAAUGAACAAAUUGAGCCCAUUUAUGCUUUGCUUCGGGAAACAGAGGAUGUGAACUUAGCCUAUGAAAUACUUGAGCCAGAACCCACAGAAAUACCAGCCUUAAAACAAAGCAAGGACCGUGCAGCAACCACUGCUGGAGCUGCUGGCCUGGCAGGUGGGCACCACCGGGAAGCAUGGGCCACCAAAGGUCCCUCCUAUGAGGACUUAUACACUCAGAAUGUUGUCAUUAACAUGGAUGACCAAGAAGAUCAUCGAGCCUCACUAGAGGGGAAAUCUGCCAAAGAGAGACCCAUUUGGUUGAGAGAGAGCACUGUCCAAGGAGCAUAUAAUUCUGAAGAGAUGAAGGAAGGUGGCAUAGAUAUAGAUGCGUUUCAGGAGCGUGAGGAGGGCCGUGCAGGGCCAGAUGAUAACGAGGAGGUCAUGCGAGCACUGCUCAUUCAUGAGAAGAAGACCCCCUCUGCCACAGCAGGCUCAGUGGGGGCGGCUGCUCCUGUCACUGCUGCCAAUGGCAGUGACUCGGAGAGUGAGACCAGUGAGUCAGACGAUGACUCCCCACCUCGACCAGCAGCUGUGGCAGUACAUCAUCGGGACGAGGACGACGAGGAGGACGAUGAGUUUGAGGAAGUAGCAGAUGACCCCGUUGUUAUGGUGGCUGGCCGACCAUUCUCCUACAGUGAAGUGAGCCAGCGGCCAGAGCUAGUGGCCCAGAUGACACCAGAGGAGAAGGAAGCAUACAUAGCAAUGGGACAGCGCAUGUUUGAGGACCUCUUUGAGUGAGCUUUCCCUAUCUUUUCUUCCUUUCUCCAAUGCUAAUUUCAAAAAGAAAUUCCCUACCUUUGAAGAAAAGUGUUUAAGUGGUGUUCUGCCUUUCUUGAAGUAAAGAGCUCAAGAAUAAUGGGAGAGAAAGUUUGAUUUUUAUGCCAGAAGCUUCCCCAAAGGUAGGUUGGCUAUAAGCAUUUCCUUCCCUGUUAUUACUACAGUAUUAAUACCUUGCUGUAUUUCAAAUUUACCUAAUCUUUGCCCCAUUUUUCUCCCCUUCUGAAAUGAAUGCAGGCAGUCUUCCUGUCUGCCUGUAGAAGCCCACUAUGAUAGGUUAUACGAAUUCACUGAUCACCUCCGUUUUGUUCUCACCAAGGAUUCCCAACAGUUCCUGGUAUUGCUGCCAAGAAGUUUGGCAACAGGCGAAUCAAUGAUGAGUGACAGAAAAAAAAAUCUUAAAACUUCUUAUUGCCACACAGUUGAGGAUUGGAGUCAAUAUAUAAGACUCCGAUGAAAAUUUGUGUCUUUCGAGCUGACUUGACUGAUAGUGUGUUGUUUUGCUUCAUGCCUUUUGGUUUGGCUGUUGGAUGAUAGAAAACAGAAUGUAUACUUGGUAAGCCCUUGUGAAAUUAGGAAAAAAAACAUGGAUAUCGGACGAGUUCCUGUACAGGGUUGAAGAGUGGAGAGCAUUGGGAACAGUGCCUUUUAGAAUUGCCUGAAUUUGUGCUGAUUUGGACAUCCUUUAUGGAAAGCUGAGACUGGUUCCCUUCUUUUUCCUAUCUUCUACAGUGGUAUAAAUUGUUGAAUGAGGCCAUUCCAGCAGAAAUCAGCAUAUAAAAAUUAUUACUCCUCUCUUUUUUUUCCUUUCUUAACAUCAUUGAAGGCCUUCUUUGUCUCUCUUUUGAUUUUUGUCCGACAUGGUGUUUUAGAAUACAUCUAGUGCAUCGUUGAACAUUGUAACCUCAAGGAAUGUAGCUUACUUUUGGUUCUGAUGUAUAACAUGGUAUUAUUCCCUAAGGCAGAACUUUAAAAAUAAAGAAUAUUCAUGCAA